Messenger RNA from Nothobranchius furzeri (turquoise killifish), 1541 nucleotides. It is a transcript of the gene morf4l1, whose product is annotated as mortality factor 4 like 1. NCBI's taxonomy places the organism in Eukaryota, Metazoa, Chordata, Actinopteri, Cyprinodontiformes, Nothobranchiidae. The record is from RefSeq and is a predicted model, not a curated record. Gene Ontology annotation, cellular component: NuA4 histone acetyltransferase complex; nucleus. Gene Ontology annotation, biological process: regulation of DNA-templated transcription; chromatin organization.
AAAUAUGCUUUUAAGCUACCAGAAGAAGAAGGCAAUGGUAUUAGAUAGCGGCGCCGUUGUGGACUGGAAUGGGACCUCUCUAUUUCACCGAUAUUUUGAUAGUUUAAUCCAUGAAUGGCGCCGAAACAGGACCCGAAACCUAAAUUUCAAGAAGGUGAAAGAGUGCUGUGUUUUCAUGGGCCAUUGCUCUACGAAGCUAAGUGUGUUAAAAUAAGCAUCAAGGACAAACAAAUCAAAUACUUUAUUCAUUAUAGUGGUUGGAAUAAAAAAGUCAUUUUCUCUUCCAGCUGGGACGAAUGGGUUCCUGAAAGCCGGGUGCUGAAGUAUGUGGACAGUAAUCUUCAGAAACAGAAAGAGCUUCAGAGGGCCAAUCAAGACCAUUAUGUAGAAGGGAGAAUGAGGGGUGCCGCACCGAAUAAGAAGAUCCCUGCUGCAUCGCAGAAAAACGAUGUAAAAUCUAAAAAGAACAAACAGAAAGCUCCUGGAGCAGGAGAAGGAACAAGUACAGGGGGAGACCCGACCCAUCCUCCACGAAAGAAGAGGGCACGUGUUGACCCUACGGUAGAAAGUGAGGAAACUUUUAUAAAUCGAGUUGAGGUUAAAGUGAAAAUCCCAGAGGAGCUGAAACCGUGGCUUGUGGAUGACUGGGACCUAAUUACACGACAAAAACAGCUUUUUCACCUACCAGCCAAAAAGAAUGUUGACGCUGUUCUUGAAGAUUAUGCAAACUACAAAAAAUCAAGAGGGAACUCUGACAGCAAAGAGUUUGCUGUAAACGAAGUGGUUGCUGGUGUCCGUGAAUAUUUCAACGUUAUGCUGGGGACACAACUUCUCUACAAAUUUGAGAGGCCUCAGUACGCAGACAUCCUGGCCAAUCAUCCUGACACGCCGAUGUCUCAGAUCUACGGUGCUUCUCACCUCCUCAGACUCUUUGUGAGGAUUGGAGCCAUGCUGGCGUACACUCCUCUGGACGAGAAGAGCCUUGCACUAUUGCUCAGUUAUCUACAAGACUUUCUCAAAUAUCUUGUUAAGAACUCUGUGUCACUCUUCAAUGCAAGUGACUACGAAGUAGCUCCUCCAGAGUAUCACCGCAAGGCAGUCUAAGUUGUAGUUUUUGUUAGUUAAUUAUUAUUAUUAUUAUUUUGUUUAUUUUAAUAUCUAAGGCCUUUGUGCAUUCAGGUUUGGACAAGAUUCUUUUUAUUUUAUUUUAUUUUUUGUCAGAAGGAUGUGAUUUGACCAAAACACCUUUGAGGAACUGAUUUAGGGAACCCUACGAGGAAGAUCCAGAGCAAGAUGUUUAAGUAGUUUUUGGACUUUUUCUUUCAAGAGGAAAGCUGCUGAGUACACUUUUUCUGUGUUGGUAUAUUUUUGAGUACCACUUUCUAUGUUUCCUUGAUAUAUAUAUUUUUUCUUUUUUGUCUAACGUUAACCAGCAUCGUCUCAGAAAGGGACUUAAUCAAGAUUACUUCAGUUUCCCGACUUGAUACUGAUAAAAUGUGUCUCAAGCUGUUAUUUUCUAAUAAAAGCCUUUUUAUUCUGUA